This is a messenger RNA of Fragaria vesca subsp. vesca, 1785 nucleotides long. RefSeq names its product protein CLP1 homolog. NCBI's taxonomy places the organism in Eukaryota, Viridiplantae, Streptophyta, Magnoliopsida, Rosales, Rosaceae. Gene Ontology annotation, biological process: tRNA splicing, via endonucleolytic cleavage and ligation. Gene Ontology annotation, cellular component: mRNA cleavage factor complex; nucleus. The record is from RefSeq and is a predicted model, not a curated record. Gene Ontology annotation, molecular function: polynucleotide 5'-hydroxyl-kinase activity. The transcript is spliced from 10 exons. Bases 136 to 1422 code for a protein of 428 amino acids.
ACACAUUAGAAGAUAGAACCCGUAAACCUCCCUGACCCGACCCGGAAAAUAAAAAAACGAACAUAAACCCUUGCCUACUCUUUUCAGUUGAAAACCCAGAGAGCUCCGGCGAAUCCCAAACCCCAAUAGGAGGAGAUGGCCGGCACCGGAAUACGGCAGGUCAAACUGGAGCGAGAGUGCGAACUCAGAAUCGAAGUCGGCAACGACGCACCUCUCAAGCUCCGCGUUCUCAACGGCACCGCCGAGAUCUUCGGCACCGAGCUCCCCCCUGAAAUCUGGCUCACUUUUCUUCCCAGGCUCAAAUUCGCUGUGUUCACUUGGUAUGGCGCCACAAUCGAGAUGGACGGCCCCACCGAAACGGAUUACACCGCUGACGAGACGCCGAAUAUCAGCUAUGUGAAUGUGCAUGCCGUGUUGGAUGCGCGGCGGAACCGUGCGAAAACGCUGUCGUCUGAUGAUCCUGAUUCUCCUCACGCUCAGGGACCGAGGGUGAUGGUUGUGGGACCUACGGAUUCCGGGAAGAGUACGUUGGCGAAAAUGCUGCUGAGUUGGGCAGCUAAGCAAGGAUGGAAACCUACUUUUGUUGAUUUGGAUAUCGGACAAGGAGCUAUAACAAUUCCCGGAUGCAUUGCGGCUACUCCUAUUGAAAUGCCUAUUGAUCCCGUGGAAGGGAUUCCCCUUGACAUGCCCCUUGUGUAUUUCUAUGGGCACACUACUCCCACGACCAAUGUGGAUUUGUACAGAGUGCUUGUCAAGGAGCUUUCUCAAAUGGUAGAGAAACAACUUGCUGGUACUGCUGAAUCUCAAGCUGCUGGACUGGUAAUCAACACCAUGGGAUGGAUUGAGGGUGCUGGCUAUGAGUUGCUUCUUCAUGCAAUUGACACAUUCAAUGCCAAUGUUGUCUUGGUUUUGGGUCAGGAAAAGCUUUGCAGCAUGCUCAGAGAUGUACUAAAGAACAAGCCCAAUGUGGAUGUUGUUAAACUUCAAAAAUCAGGGGGAGUUGUAUCCAGGAAUUUAAAAUUCCGUCAAAAAUCCAGGAGUAAUAGGAUAAGGGAAUACUUUUAUGGCCUUGCGAAUGAUCUCAGCCCACAUUCUAAUACUGCAAAUUUCAGCGAUUUAUCUGUCUUUCGAAUCGGUGGUGGCCCACAGGCCCCUCGUUCAGCUUUGCCAAUUGGUGCCGAGCCUGCUGCUGAUCCUACAAGAGUGGUUCCUGUAAAUAUUAACCGUGAUUUGCUCCAUAUGGUUCUCGCUAUUUCAUAUGCCAAGGAGCCUGAUGAAAUUAUCUCUAGUAAUGUUGCUGGGUUUGUCCAUGUCACAGAAGUCAAUGUUGAAAGGAAGACAAUUACCUACCUUGCACCAGCCGCUGGUGAACUUCCAGGCAAAUUUUUGAUACUAGGGUCCUUGACAUGGCUUGAAACAUGAGCAUUUCAAGAAGAUUUCACGACUGAAAACACAAAGACUGCGUUCAGGCUGAUUGCUAUGGCUUCUGGUGAAUAUACAUUGCAUGUUUUAUGGAUGAGGAAUUCAGUGAUAGAGGUAAGGAAAGGUGUAACCCAGCAACGAUGCUUCAGGCAUCUUUAACCGACUAUAGUACUGUUGGAUUAGUCGUGGAUUAAGUAUCACCUGUAGCUUGACAUAGUUAUGUAAGGAGUGUAUGAAGAGGUGAACUACCCGAUAGUAAAAUGAUUCUGUAAUUCCAUGUUAUAGCUAUAGCUACUCUUUCGCGUUCAUAAGGUUUCAAUGUGGUUAACCUGCUAGCCCGCUAGCCUCUUCGCGUUGGUAGUG